GUCAGAUCAUACGUGUCACAGCAUUCAAAGCAAUAGUAUCAUAAAAGAAACAUGAAUAUGAGCUGUUUGGCAUUGUUUUUCUUUACAACAUUCAUCCGCUCCACCUUCAGCAUGAUACGAGACUUUUCUAAUUGCCACGAUGACUUCAAUUUAAAACCGCCCGAUGGUAUUCUCAAAGAACAUACAUUCACAUGGCUGGGGUUUGUUCAGUACAUGCACGUAACAACUGGUUUGCCGCACCAUAGCAAAGCCCCGCGAGUGGUUUUGAUACAAAAACAGUACGUUGUUGGUACCGCAACCGACAUGCUCCGGUUGCCGAAAAACUAUAAACUUGGUAAUAUUAUUUUUGGGGACUACGAACGUGACGAAGAGGACUGCGGAUUGACAAAAAUGCAAAUCAAAAUGGACGUAAAAUGUCCACGGGCGUACAUUGAGAUGCCUUUUAUGGACAUCACGCCGCAUCCAGAAUAUUCCAGAUUCGGCGUAGGAAACAGCUUGGCACUUGUUAAAUUACUUCGGCCGAUGAAGUCACAUUAUAUGGUACCUAUAUGUUUGCCGUCACUUGCUGAAAGGAUGAGGAAACGAAAAACCAAAAUUGUUUUUAUGGUCGAUUACAUAAGCACUGUUCCCAGAGAUUUCGAUACAGAAAAAAUGGGCAAAAAAACAUUGAAAAUGUAUACACACAAGGAAUGUAGAAAACAUCGAAUGAAAUCGAAAGCAGGCAGUGAAGGCGUGACACACGUGAUCUGCAGCUCAGGAUGUGGUGUACGUCCAGGAGCACCCAUCAUUACCCACAACGCUGACGGAGCCUUCGAGCUCAUAGGCGUGGCUGCUGGUGGAGCGCCUUGCUCUCGCCGCUCGAUGCGCAGGCGCCUCAUCAGAGAGUCGCCCUUGUACAUCGACAUAUACCCCUAUAUGACCUGGAUUAUAAACGUCAUCACCGCUAACAAAUUGCCGCUGCCUUAUUCGAAUAAUUUCAUGCUGGUUGAAGGAGGACCGAGUAUGGGCGUCCACGGAGGGUUUUUAAGAAGGAGAAAAAAGAUGAGGACAGGUUGGAGAUCAAGAACAUUUGCAGCGGGAGAUAAUUGCUUCAAGAGUUUGAAAAAACAGCGCGCAACAUCGUUCUUCUAUGCAGAAAAGUUUACAGUUACUGCUGAUCCCCCUGCGAAGCUUAAUGUUAUUAUGAAAAUAUCAGCCGGUAUCGACUGUACCAUUGUUUGUGCUCGACUCCUGAUGCCCAACCGUAUGUGCAAGCCCGUGAUCGACGGCGUCGGCGGCUACAACAUCACAAUCACCUUCAACACAGAGUGGUUCCCUUAUAUAUUCUAUUUUGGAUUGGGACUCAAUGGAAAAAAUACCACCGCCAAAGAUUUUUACACUUGGCUUCCAGAACGAAGUACCGGUUUUUGGUGAAUCAAUAUGUUCGGGAAGGAAUUCACUGUAAUAGUUGGUGUUACUUGUUCAAGUUUAUUAAUGCACUUUAUAAACAAUGACUAUUAACAAUUUUAGGUACAAAUUACAAUUGGUUUGUAGCAAAAUAAAAGGCUGAAAAUCAUUUGAUGAUCUUAUUUAGCCAGGCUUUUUAGCUGUACCAAUGAAAGGAAAAUAUAUAAAAGUUAUUAUUGUUCGAGUUGACUAUAGAACUAAAAUAUAAAUACUUACAACACACAGAUUUAUAAAACGCGAAUGUUACAGCAAUAGGAAUGGAGAUAAUAAAAUAUUCAUAUACUUACAUAUUAAAGGAAAUGAUAUAAAAUUUAAAAUUAUAAAUCA
Molecule: messenger RNA, 1773 nt
Organism: Manduca sexta (tobacco hornworm)
Lineage: Eukaryota; Metazoa; Arthropoda; Insecta; Lepidoptera; Sphingidae
Exons: 10
Coding region: 52-1413 (453 amino acids)
Biological process (GO): proteolysis
Molecular function (GO): serine-type endopeptidase activity
Source: RefSeq, a predicted model, not a curated record